This is a messenger RNA of Aspergillus calidoustus, 937 nucleotides long. The record is from the annotation of a GenBank genome assembly. NCBI's taxonomy places the organism in Eukaryota, Fungi, Ascomycota, Eurotiomycetes, Eurotiales, Aspergillaceae.
CGACAGCUCGGCCUUAGAGAUCUGUCGCAAUCUUCAUUCUCUUCAUUCCUGCAACGGUUUGGCGCCUCUGUACCCGCUACAUCUCUUUCUUGAUAAUCCGGCUCGACAUAUCCUACCCGAACGCCCCCGUUUCGUCAACUUCAACAUGAACUUCCCAGGAACAAGCGGCUCUUCCGUCGCAGGCAUGACCGGCUUCGGAGGUCUAGGGAGCGGUACCAACCCCGGAAUGAACGAGCAGGAGCAAGCAAUGGUCAAAAUGAUGCAAAAAGCCAUGGAAUCAUGUCCCUUCAAGACCGUUCUGUCCGGCACAAUGGGUUUCGGUCUCGGUGGUAUUUUCGGUCUGUUUAUGGCCAGUAUGUCCUACGACUCCUCCUUCACCCCACAAGGCAAAGCCAUCGCCGAUCUCCCCUGGCGCCAACAAGUCCGUACGGGAUUCAAAGACAUGGGCGCGCGGUCGUGGUCGAGCGCCAAGAACUUCGGUAUAGUGGGUGCGCUGUACUCCGGGACCGAAUGCUGCGUCGAGGGCCUCCGCGCGAAGAACGAUCUUACAAAUAGUGUGGUUUCGGGGUGCAUUACUGGUGGUAUCCUCGGUGCGAAGGCGGGGCCCCAGGCGGCUGCGUUCGGUUGUGCGGGUUUUGCGGCAUUUAGUGCGGCUAUUGAUGCGUAUAUGAGAAUGCCGGAGAGUGAGUGAGUGGAAGUGUGAUUGUCUCUGGACAGAACUGGGAUGGCGUUAUUUUGGGAUAGAUGGGUUGCAUAUCGGCGUUGGUUCGUUCUCUCUUACUUGGCAGAUUGUGCCUGUUCUGCUUAUUGAUCUGGUUUGUGGGUUACGACUCGCUGCUCCUGUAUAUUAAUGCAUGUGUAACCAUAGAUAGACGUGAUGGGAUAUAUGAUUCAGAGUCGAUGUAUAUCAAGUCAAACAGAGCAUCUCGCAGCACGC